AUGUCCGAGCCGCCUCAAAGCCCGAUUUUGGACUGCACUAAUCGUUUUGAGUUCGGCAGAGGGAUGUUCGCCCCGGAUGGAUUCGGCGGAGCCUCGCUACAGUUUCCACACGGAAUGUUACAAGACGCCGGUCUAUUCUUCAACAAAAACGCGUACAGUGGGAUCGCUCCACCACCCCCACAACCAUUUCUACCGUUUUCAUCGGUCGGAGGAGAUUAUAAACUUUCCGAGAUCCAAACCAACGACUUGGGCCAGCCGAGACACUGGUACCCCUUCCCUGCUCCAGAAUACACCGGACAGGUAGCAGGGGUAAACACCGUUCCACAGCCCUCGAACCCGAGUCCCCCUAUCGCUGAAACCAGUGAGGAUGUCAAAAUUAAAACCGAGGAUGACGUGGAGGAGUACACUUCCACCCCCGAGAUGAAGUCGCAGCCUCAGUUUCCUCCCGCCGCGGCCUCCGCUGUGACCCACGGUGUAUACUACUCUACUCACUGGAACCCGCCUUUCUGGUCCGGCCUGAGUCCCUUUGCACCGGUGCAUUCAGGCUCGGCGCCCCCAGCGCCUGCCUCGCCGACCCCAACACUCUCGCCCUCGCCCCCCAGUCACGGCCCCAACGGCGACGUGUUCUGCAGCGCAGGCACCGCGCCGGCGGUCUCUGCCCCUACGCACCAGAGCUCCGCCGCACGGAACAGCGGUUCUUCCAGCGGCGGGGGAACCGACACGGAAGAAGAGGACAACCUCACCAACGAGGAGCUGGAGCAGUUCGCCAGACAGCUGAAGCACAAACGCAUCACGCUGGGCUUUACGCAGGCCGACGUCGGGCUGGCCCUGGGCAACCUCUACGGGAAGAUGUUCAGCCAGACCACCAUCUGCCGCUUCGAGGCGCUGCAGCUGAGCUUUAAGAACAUGUGCAAACUGAAACCACUGCUCCAGCGGUGGCUGAACGAGGCCGAGACGUCCGACAACCCCCAGGAGAUGUAUAAGGUGGAGCGCGUGUUUGCGGACGCCCGGAAGAGGAAGCGAAGGACCAGCCUGGAGGGGGCAGUAAGGAGUGCUCUGGAAUCCUACUUCUUUAAGUGCCCCAAGCCCAACACCCAGGAGAUCACGCACAUCUCAGACGACCUGGGGCUGGAUCGAGACGUGGUGCGGGUGUGGUUCUGCAACCGCAGGCAGAAGGGGAAGAGGCUGGCCCUGCCGUUCGAGGACGAGUGUGUGGAGGGUCCGUAUUCGGAGCAGAGUCCUCCCCUGGGCCCCGCAGACCCCGCCCCCUUCCCGGGCCAGGGCCUGCCUGGGGCUCCGCCCCUGUACAUGUCCCCGCUACACAAACCCGACGUCUUCAAACAGGCUCUGCACCCAGGACUCGUGGGCCACCUGACCGGUUAA
Messenger RNA from Megalops cyprinoides (Indo-Pacific tarpon), 1383 nucleotides. RefSeq names its product POU domain, class 5, transcription factor 1-like. The coding region runs from base 1 to 1383 and encodes 460 amino acids. The record is from RefSeq and is a predicted model, not a curated record. Gene Ontology annotation, biological process: regulation of transcription by RNA polymerase II. The transcript is spliced from 5 exons. Gene Ontology annotation, molecular function: DNA-binding transcription factor activity, RNA polymerase II-specific; RNA polymerase II cis-regulatory region sequence-specific DNA binding. NCBI's taxonomy places the organism in Eukaryota, Metazoa, Chordata, Actinopteri, Elopiformes, Megalopidae.